UUGAGAAUGAAUUUCAUGAACUUGAAGAUAACUUAGAAAUUAUAGACAAUAAAGAAAGAGAUGGGAUCAAAACUUUUCCUACUGGAUCUAUUUUUAGGUCAGAUUUGAAAGAGUUAGAUUAUACUCAAUAUCCUUUGCUAAUCUCACCUAUAGAACUAUAUGACAUUGCUGAGUAUUAUUUGAAAGAAUAUGAAAGGCAGAAGGGUUUUGUGGUUAACUGUUAUAAAGUUAAAUAUCAUAAGAAUCUGUUAUUAGAUUCUAUUGAGCGGGUUAAAAAAAGAAUAUUAACUUGUGAAAAGGCUGAAAAGUCUAAGCCUAACAAGGCGAAACCCAUUAGUCAACAACAUAAUAAAGGUUCUAAAAAAACAGAUUGUAAAUAG
Molecule: messenger RNA, 380 nt
Organism: Funneliformis geosporum
Lineage: Eukaryota; Fungi; Glomeromycota; Glomeromycetes; Glomerales; Glomeraceae
Source: the annotation of a GenBank genome assembly